Aspergillus ibericus CBS 121593 is the source of this 1966-nucleotide messenger RNA. RefSeq names its product sugar transporter. The record is from RefSeq and is a predicted model, not a curated record. The transcript is spliced from 8 exons. Gene Ontology annotation, molecular function: carbohydrate:proton symporter activity. NCBI's taxonomy places the organism in Eukaryota, Fungi, Ascomycota, Eurotiomycetes, Eurotiales, Aspergillaceae. Gene Ontology annotation, cellular component: membrane. Gene Ontology annotation, biological process: transmembrane transport; carbohydrate transport. The coding region runs from base 217 to 1797 and encodes 526 amino acids.
UAUGCCGAGGAUUGAAUGCACUCUGGGGAGGGAUCUUCACGCUCAGCCCCGCAUUUCCCCCAGCUUUUGGCCCGGAUAUUAACCCAAGAAGGCUUACUGUGCUUAACUAACCAUGUGAUGAGUUUCCUUCAGUGGGGACCUUUCAUAUAUCUCCCGGUACUGGAGUUUCUGAGUUGAUGACGGUAGCAAGGAGUGUUGAAUCGAGCAACGCCCGCCAUGGCUGGCAGUACAGAGAAGCAUGUCGAUCGCAGAGCGCUCGAGGACACAACGGUGGUCAGCAACAAGCAAGGACCGUGGUGGAGGGACACUGGUCUGCGCAAGCUGAACUUGAUGCUGUUUUUCCUCAUGUUCAGCGAGUUCACUCAAGGCUACGAUGCGUCUUUGAUCAACAACGUACAGGAGUUGACUGUCUGGCAGGAAGACUUUCACCACCCCCAUGGCAGUCUUCUAGGUGCUAUGAGUGCGAUGUACUGGAUAGGAAACAUUGUCGGUGUCGUGUUCAUCUCCUUCAUUUCCGACAGGUUCGGUCGCAGAUACAGCUUGUUCUUUGGUGCAAUCUUAUGCCUAGCUGGUACUGGCAUGGCCACAGGGGCCUCAAGCUCUGGCCUCUUCAUCGCAGCUCGUUUGCUGCUAGGCAUGGGAGGCGUGGUUGUCGCAGCGAUCGGACCCGUCUGGAUGGGUGAGUUGGCCUAUCCUGACCAUCGAGCAACAGCAACCUCCAUGUCGAACACUACGUAUAGCGGCGGAGCAAUUAUUGCAGCCUGGAUUACAUUUGGAUCUUUCCGACUUUCAAAUGCAUGGGCAUGGCGCAUUCCAACCGUCUUCCAAGCACUUCCUUCCUUGAUCCAACUAGUUGGAGCUUUCGUCCUCCCAGAAUCUCCUCGCUGGCUCAUCAGCCGAGGCCGCGACCAAGCCGCCCUAGCCAUCCUAGCCAAAUACCACGGCAACGGCGACGCCAACGACACCGUCGUGCAAUACGAAUUCCAAGAGAUGAAAGAAACCAUCGAGCUUGAAAUCGCCGCCAACAAGACCUCCUGGAUGGAACUCAUCAACACCCGAGGCAACCGAUGGCGCUCCUUCAUCCUGAUCUGGUGUGGAAUCUGCAAACAAUGGUCCGGCAACGGCCUAAUAAGCUACUACCUCAGCAGCAUGCUCAAAUCGGCCGGGAUCACCCGUGAAGUCGACACCACCCUCAUCACCGCCACCAGCCAAAUGUUCAGUUUCGCCUGCGCCCUCGCCUUCGCCUUUCUCCCUGGUCGCGUCGGUCGUCGACCCCUCCUCCUCUGGUCCAUGGGCCUCAUCUGGCUCGUCUUCGCCCUCAUCACAGCCUGCACCGGCGUGUUCGUCGAAACAGGUAGUCGGUCUGCAUCGUACGCUACCGUCGCCUUCAUCUAUAUCUACAACGGAGUACAUAACCUUGGCUGGACGGGUGCGAUGAUGCUAUAUGUGGUCGAAAUCCUCCCCUACUCCCUACGCGCCAAAGGCAUCGCACUCUUCUGGCUCGUCACCGGCGCCACAGGGGCAUUUAACACCUACGUGAAUCCCCUCGGAAUCGAUGCCUUUGCAUGGAAAUACUAUUUCUUCUACGUGGGGUGGAUUGUCGUUGAGUUUGUGGUGGUGUAUUUCUUCUUUAUUGAGACCAAAGGACCGAGUUUGGAGCAAGUUGCGCUGUUGUUUGAUGGGAAGGAUGCGGUGGUGAGUCAUGCGAAUCCGGUCGCGGAGGAGUUUUUGGAUGAUCGGUUCAAGGAGAAGGAGAUGGAGGGGGGUGAGGUGAGGGAAAUUGAGGUGGCGAGGUAAUUGCCUAAGGCAUAUUGUCAUGGUUGGAUGGUUGGGCAUGAAUACAGGUGGUAUAUUUGACUCGUUAUUCCUGGUAGUCGCUAUUAAAUCUAUCUGACCCACAAAUGACAAGUAACAGAAAGGAUCAAUCAUCACCAUCGGCGCAUACUCAGCAGUGAUUCGUUCACUG